Molecule: messenger RNA, 1035 nt
Organism: Paramuricea clavata
Lineage: Eukaryota; Metazoa; Cnidaria; Anthozoa; Malacalcyonacea; Plexauridae
Source: the annotation of a GenBank genome assembly
AUGAAUCUUCUGGGUGCCAUAGGAACGUUGCUGGAUGGGAGUGGAAUCAAGGAGAUUCUAGGAACCAUUUACGGCGAAAAUGCAGUGCAGCAUAUCAUGACUGGAAAGGCAGUUCUACGAGCAUUACGCGGACAUCUUCUCCUCGAUCAGUGCCUCACACAACAGGUCGUUGACAAGGUAUUGUCCGACCGCCCUGACUUUGUAAACCUAUUGCAAAAACUGGAGGAGUUGUACGAACAGGAAGUGCCAGGGCAUAGUGAUCUUGAUUCGUUAAUCUCAUCUAGCUGCCUUAGUGAAAUAGCUCAGAUCUUGUCUUCCAAAGAAGGCGAAUUGUCAGCUCACUCUGCCACCGCCAAACUGUGGCUGAUUUAUCAGCAGAUGAUAAGAACUGCGAGGGAACUUAUCAAAGCUGACCGUACUGGAUCCUGGUUGAUGCAUCUUCAUGCUAUAUCUGACUGUUUACCUAUAUUUGCUGCAGCUGGACAUUCAAAUUAUCUGAAAUCGGCUUAUCUGUUCCUCCAAUCCAUGACAAGACUUGAAAAGAACAAUCAGUCGGUCUUCCGCAAGUUCAUGAAUGGGUUGCACGUUAUCAGGCGAAGUGAUCAGAUGUAUUGGGCUGGACUGGGUUGCGAUCUUGUAAUCGAGCAAACUCUUAUGCGGUCCCUAAAGAUUGCAGGUGGUCUCACGAGAGGAAGUGAAAUGUCUGAACAUCAGAGAGUCCUGUGGACUAUGUCUGCACCAGUGUCUUCAGCAUACAGCGAUAAGAUGCAGUCUUUUACCGACCAGAGCUUAGUUACCAGCGAACAGCACAAAGAAGCGACUGCGGCAAAGGUGAAAAGAAAUCACGAAGACCUUGAGAAAAUUGCAGGAAAACUCCAAGAAUUUUCUCCCUUCCCAGAAGAGGCAUCGUUGCGCAACAUAAUUACCGGUGUCAACGCCAACAAAGAUGUAAACGUCCAUAACCUGUUUGCCAUUGGAAAGGAAACUUUGGCGACCAUGGAGGAACAGCCUGUGUUUUCCUUUGCUUACAAAUGA